GUGAAAUCUUACAUGUAGGAGUGUUAUACUCUACAAAAAUUUCCCUUUCAUUUAUUCAGUUCUUUCACUGCCUCACUCAUUUUGCUUGAGCAUCUCCACGACCGUGCCUGUGCUGGGCACCAGGAUAUAGCCCAGAGAAAGUCAGCAUCUCUGCCCUCAUGAGCUCACAGUCGAGGGCUGCACUGUCCAUUAUGGUAGCAGCUUGCCACGGUGGCUGCUGAGCUCUUGAAACAUAGCUAGUAUGACCGAGGACCUGGAUUUCCAAUUUUAUGUAAUUUUGAUUCACUUACAUUUACCUUGACACGUGUCUAGUUGCUGGUGUAUUGGAUAGCACAGUCCUAGAGUGGUUUCAUUAGGCAUUUCAAAUAUUCUUGUGGCUUCAGGAGGGAGCUGCAGAUUUCUUCUUCCUUUUGUCUGGACUUAGUGAGCACCAAGAGGACAGUGUCUGAGAGCCUCACUGGUGACCUAUGGGAAUUAUGUGGACAUUAACACAUGGGGUUCUCAGUGGCUAGGGAGUCCUGCUCCAUGCUGGAUUUUGUCCCACAGUGCCUGCCUGAGCCCAUGGGGACAUUCUUCUGAGGUGCAUUGAUUUUCCUGGGCUUGUAUUCUCAGAGAUGUCCUUGGGACUGUCUAAAAUGGGACUGAUGGUCAGAGGCUUGGUUGGGUCACAGGGAGAGCCCCCAGAGGUCACCUGUUCAACUCCCCCAUUGUGUGGCUGGGAUGCUAGAGGCCCAGAAACCUGGGUGACCUUGCCAUUCUCAUGGCAACCAAAGUUGAGCUGUACCAAGGGACACUCUCUGGCACCAAGGACAUCUGUGGGUGGCUGGUUUCCCCAGAGACUCUGAGGUGUGUGUGAGCUGGGCCAGGCUCACCAAGUACUGCUAUACAAGGCAGCGAACAAGGCUAGAGUUUGGGUCUGACUCCACUGCUACCCCGAGGUGUGACCUAAACCUCUCUGGUCCCCAGCUUCUUCGUGGGUAAAAUAAAGAAGCUGGAUUAUCUGAAGAUGAGAAGUCCUUUUCCACUUUAGCUUUAUGGUCUACCUAUCAUCACAUCCUUACAUGGAUGAGAAACCAAGUUUCACAGCGCUUGUGAGUGGCAGGCAGGUCGUCAGACUCCAAAUGUGUGGUGUUUCUGUCUUGGGAUGGGCUGUCUGUGGGUGCAGUCCCCCCAAGGUGUCUUUGGAUUCUUUGGGCUGAGUUAUCCCCUGGAUUUGCUCCCAGGGGUCCAUGGGCUUGCAGGGGGAGGUGGGGCUGUUAGAGUGGGCUGUGUUUUCUGCCUGGGUUCCCCUCCAGCCUGGGGUGUUUGUGAGAACAUUGGAAUCACAAAGUGGCCCCUGGCGGAGAAUGCAGCCAGAACAAAGGCGCCCUCUCCCCGCCAGGCCAGGGGAAUACUAACUAGUUGACAGGAAUUUUAAUAUAAAACUCUCCCUCUUCCUUGUCAUUCGGAGGUUUCAGGAAGCCUUCGGGCUUAUCGUGCAGAGGCACACAGCACAGACAGGGCUUGGGGAGGUGAGAGGUGACUUCCUGCCAUUCUUCUGCGGGGCGGGCUUCCCAGGGCGGUCAUGCCAGGCUGACAGGGCGCAGAGCGGGCUCCCGCAGCUGGGGGGUAGAGCUGGGUUUUCAUGGGGCAGCGACCGAGUCGGGACCCGCAGCCAUGAACCGGUUCAAUGGGCUCUGCAAGGUGUGCUCGGAACGCCGCUACCGCCAGAUCACCAUCCCGAGGGGGAAGGAUGGCUUUGGCUUCACUAUUUGCUGCGACUCUCCCGUCCGAGUCCAGGCCGUGGAUUCUGGAGGCCCAGCGGAGCGGGCAGGGCUGCAGCAGCUGGACACGGUGCUGCAGCUGAACGAGAGGCCUGUGGAGCACUGGAAAUGCGUGGAGCUGGCACACGAGAUCCGGAGCUGCCCUAGCGAGAUCAUCCUGCUCGUGUGGCGCAUGGUCCCCCAGGUGAAGCCGGGCCCUGACGGCGGCGUCCUACGACGGGCCUCCUGCAAGUCCACGCAUGACCUCCAGUCACCCCCCAACAAACGGGAGAAGAACUGCACCCAUGGUGUCCAGGCCCGGCCAGAGCAGCGCCACAGCUGCCACCUGGUGUGUGACAGCUCAGACGGGCUGCUGCUGGGUGGCUGGGAGCGCUACUCGGAGGUGACAAAGCGUGGGGGCCAGCACACCCUGCCUGCACUCUCCCGGGCCACGGCCCCCACUGACCCCAACUACAUCAUCCUGGCCCCGCUGAACCCUGGGAGCCAGCUGCUGCGGCCUGUGUACCAGGAGGAUGCCAUCCCUGAAGAAUCAGGGAGCCCUACUAAAGGAAAGUCCUACACGGGCCUGGGGAAGAAGUCCAGGCUGAUGAAGACGGUGCAGACCGUGAAGGGCCAUGGGAAUUACCAGAACUGCCCAGUCAUGAGGCCGCAUACCUCCCACUCAAGCUAUGGAACCUACGUCACCCUCGCCCCCAAGGUCCUGGUAUUCCCUGUCUUUGUUCAGCCCUUAGAUCUCUGUAACCCUGCCCGGACCCUCCUACUCUCAGAAGAGCUGCUGCUGUACGAAGGGAGGAACAAGGCUGCCGAGGUGACACUGUUUGCCUACUCGGACCUGCUGCUCUUCACCAAGGAGGACGAGCCAGGUCGCUGCAAUGUGCUGAGGAACCCCCUCUACCUCCAGAGUGUGAAGCUUCAGGAAGGUUCUUCAGAAGACCUGAAAUUCUGUGUGCUGUAUCUAGCAGAGAAAGCCGAGUGCUUAUUCACUUUGGAAGCGCACUCGCAGGAGCAGAAGAAGAGAGUGUGCUGGUGCCUGUCGGAGAACAUCGCUAAGCAGCAACAGCUGGUGGCAUCGCCCCUGGAGAGCAAGAAACUCCACCCUUAUGGCUCUCUCCAGCAGGAGAUGGGGCCGGCCAACUCAACCAAUGCUACCCAGGAUAGAAGCUUUACCUCAUCAGGACAGACUCUGAUUGGCUGAGCAAACCCAAGGGCAGGACUCUGCUUCUGGCAACUUAACCCUUUCUUGGGCACCCCCUACCACACAGUAACCUCACCUCAACUGGACCCAAAAUGGAGGACCAAGAUGGUGGGCCUGGCUGGGGUCAUCUGAAGGGAGUGACCCCACAGGCAUGUGUGGAUUGGCAUCAGAAGGACCACAGUGGUGUGAGAGGCCCUGUGGGCAUGUGCAGACUGGCUUCAGAAAGUGCCAAAUGGAGAAGACUCAGAAGCUUAUUCCCUGCAAGGAAGAAGGCGGACAAAUAGCACCUGAGUUUCCAGUGCCUGCCUUGGGGACAGCAGGAGAGGUUGGAAGAGGUCAGCCCUGAUGGAGAACAAUAAUGCCAUGAUCCCCUGCUGCCAGAAGAUUCCUCCACCCAUUCACUCAUUUCUCAUCUGUACUCAUUCACUCAUUUGUUCAUCCAUUCAGUGGAUAUUUGGGGGCUAUGUUUGCCAGGCUCUGUGCUAGGGACUGCGGGUGCUGUGGAGAACAGGACGUGGUCUCUGUAUUUACCAAGAUAUCAGUCCUAGGAGGGGAGUGAGCCUGAAUAUAUGAAUAUUGCAAAUGAAUCAAUGCAAGCACACACGCACACAUGUGAUUGAUAAUCUAUGAAGGACAGAACAGAAUCCUCUAAGAAAAAAUAAUAUUUAGAUUGCUGUGUGAGUGGGCACAGGGAAGAGUAUAACUUUUAAGCUGAAAGCUGCAGGCCAGAAAAGCUAGCUAGUCAUGGACUUUGGAAAGUUCCAGACAGACAGGAAAGCCUGUGAAGAGUACCUGGGAUGGGGAGGGCUUGGCAUGCUAGAGGAAACAGACCUGGGGCUGUGGCUGGAGUGCUCAGGACGAGGGCCAGGGGCAUGGGGAACACGCAGGGCUGUGGCAGUUAUUCUAGAUUCAGUGGGAAGCCACUGAAAGCUUUUGAGAAAGGGAGUCACCAAGUCUCACAGGAACAUCUCUAGAUCAGAGAGCCCAAGGAGAGAGGACCCCAUGUGGGGUGAUUAAUUAGGGGUUCCUUCAGUCCUCCAGGUGAGGGUUGAUGGAGGCUCAGGAGGUGGGCACAUGAAUGCUCAGACCCUGGGGCAUGGUGGAGAUUCUGGAAUAGAUGAGAUCAUUCCCAGUUGCUCUACUCCACCUUGCCCUCAUCCUGUGUCUUGAUUUCUCUGUGGAGCAGGUGAAGUCUGGGACUUUCCUCACAGAGCCCUCUCCUCAUCAGGCCCGACUAGGGACCAGUGCUGAGUUCUGGAAUUGGGAGUUGGGAUCCGUGGGUGCUUAGUCUAGUCAUUGUGGGAAAGUUCACAGCCCCCAGGGCUCAGCAGGGCUUAUAUGUGCUAGUCCUCCAUCCCACACUGGCUGGUCUGAGAGGAAGCUGGAGCACACAGCCCUCUGGAAACUGAGUUGGUUUGCUUUCAGCAGAGCUCUCAGCAGCAGACACAGUGGGUAACUGCCAAGACCUAAGGAAGGGAACCCUAAGGCCACAGAUGUGAAUAGCAUAGCUCACACACAGAGUGAGUAGCGUGAGGGUCACUAGCAUUGAAAAGGGGGUCAGGGAGACUGGAGAGGUGGCUCAGGCCAGAAAAGCCCCUAACCACAGACUCUCUGGGUGGUGUCCUGUGUGGCCUCAGUGUUUUUAGAGAAGGGUCUUGUGUCCUGAUGAGUUUGUUCAGCGGCUGUGGCCACAUGAGCCCUCAAGAAAGGAGCCCCAGAAAAGAACGCAUCCCUCACCUCCACUUCUCCUCGCAGCCUAGGAGAGAUCAGAGGGGUGGCCAUGGCAGCAACCUAACAGGAUGGGAUGUAUCUUCCCUCGACCAGGCCAACACCCCCACCCGGCAGGGAAGUGGACUUGGCCUGAGGCCUGAACUGGGACCAGCGACACAGCAUCAGUGAGCCAGGACUCAGCCGCAGGGUUAAUUGUGGGAGGCUGAGCAGCUGGGUCUGCACAGAGAGAAAGCUGCACUUUGAUUUCAUUUGAUUCCCUCCCGAAAUGACAUUAAGAAUGUGAACACAGGAGAACCGCCUGUCUGGAAAGGCAGCAAGCUUGUCUCUCCCAGACCCGAUGAGCUGGCUCUGUCCGCCAGACAGGUGCAGAGGACAGGCGCACUGGCCCCAGGGGAAAUGGAGACUGUGGAUGCAGCACCCAGCUCUGGGGACACAGUGGAGGCAGCAGCGGCUUGUGGCAGGGUCCCAGGCCCUGGCUGCUUGCUGGGGGUUUGGACAUCAGCCCCUGGAGGGUCUGGCCGGUCUUCCCCGGGACUGUGGUGAGCCACAGUGCCAUUGCUGUUCUGCCUCUCCAAUCGAUGGAACAAUUAAUUUGGCUCCACGGACUCGAGAAGAUGAAAUAUGACCGGGUGGCCACUGCUCUUCAGCAUCCCAGUCCAUCCAGCCGUCCAGGAUGAUGAACAAGCUAUCGAGAUUGCAUUUGAGAGUCAUAAUCACGGGAAACACAGCCAGCCCCGCCCUCCCCAUAAAUCAUGCUCAGAAGCACACACAAUGGUCUUUUUUCCUGAUGGGCCAAUUGUCUUGGUUUGGUGUCUUGGAGCCUAGGAGCCGGGAGGAUGGGAACACAACUAUUUAUUGUUGAAAAGGCCAGCUGUGUGAUUUGAAUACAAAGUGAUCCUUUCAGUCCCCACCCCCAUCCCCACCGCCACCCUCUGACCCCAUUUUCAUAUUUUCUUGGGACCCAGGCCCAGGGUCUUUUGAAAUUCUCCAUCUCUCCUGUAGCAGUCAUGUCUGGGUCUCUGCUGGCCUGGGUCUUUUGGCCCUUUGGGAGUUGGGACCUGUUGGAAAUAAUGAUGACAUUUAUUUACACACGUCUUGGCUGUUAUUUCUUCUUCAUUUUUGACUCUUACAAACUCUCACCAAAGUUCUUUAUUUCUCAUACAUAACACCAAGAGAGUUCUGCAAAAUGAAGGUGCACAUGCAAUUUCACAGGGUGGCAGGGUCCCCCACAGUGAGAGCAGGGGCUUUGGAGGUGGCAACAGGGCGGGGAGGGCAGGCAUUAUCACCCCUAGAUCUCCCGCCAGUCUCAUUUUAUGGAUGAAAAAGGAACUAAGAUUCAGGGCAGUUCCGUGAUUUAUCCAAGGUCACACCGCUGGUAAGAGCUGUGUCCUUAAGCGAAGGCCUUGGAAUCAAAUCCAUUGCUCUUUCCAGAUGCAAAGAUUUGCCUUUUAGGGCUGGAAGUAGAGAAAUCAACCCUGUCUUCUAGGAAGAGGAGGUUACCCUUGCGCAGAAGCUGCGGUCCUUGUUCAAACUCUAGAGAGGGUGCUUUUAGGGCAAAUAUGAUGAGAUGUGUAUUCUCCACCCGGUGGAGAAUAAACUUGAAGAAUUCAUGUUCCUGAGGGGCGGCAUGGUCUGGCAAGAUCCAUAGCUUCACACACAAUUUGAAAAACCUGAUAUAAAAGACAAGCCCCU
This is a messenger RNA of Talpa occidentalis (Iberian mole), 6381 nucleotides long. RefSeq names its product regulator of G protein signaling 3 (gene RGS3). Gene Ontology annotation, biological process: signal transduction. NCBI's taxonomy places the organism in Eukaryota, Metazoa, Chordata, Mammalia, Eulipotyphla, Talpidae. Gene Ontology annotation, cellular component: nucleus; plasma membrane. Bases 1657 to 2958 code for a protein of 433 amino acids. Gene Ontology annotation, molecular function: protein binding. The record is from RefSeq and is a predicted model, not a curated record. The transcript is spliced from 11 exons.